AGAACUUCUACAUUCAUCAUGAACACAAGGCUUGUGCAUAGCCGUGCACAGCUCAAUUAAGUACCACCUUCCUUCUUCACUUCCCCACCGACACUCACUCUCACCUAUCGUCUGACCUUGCCAUCUUAUCAAAAUGCCCUUUCAGUGGCUCGAGGAUUUGGGCAAGGUUAUCACAGUUCAUUCGAGGUGGUCCACAAAGAGCGGAUGCAAACAAGAUGCUGCCAUCCCCGCAGGCAUCCCUAGUGUAUUUCUCCUUCCAUCACCAGAGCUCCCUUUGAAUUCAUCGUUAGUGCAGCCUGUUUCUGCGAGCAGAGAACCAGAUCUCGAAGUCUCCACCAGUGUUUCUUCCACCGGAUACUCCUGGAGUGUAUCCCUUACCCGCGAAGCUUCCGAUAUGGCUCAGUUAGCUUUACCCUUGAUACAGGGCAUCGCAAGUUCAAUCCCACUUGUGGGUGCUCCCAUGUGAUUGGCUAUUGGUGGAUUAUUGUCAAUCCUUCAAAUUAUUGAUAAACGUAGUCAGAAUAAAGCGGACAUAGAUGCCCUCAAAUUACGACUUUAUCGACUAAGCGGCCAUUUGUGUAACGCCCCACCUGUCCUAGAUCCUCUUGAACAAUCCCGGAGGGAUUCCAUAGUUAGGAUGCUGCAAGAUACAUCAACUCAACUAACAAGGUUGCAUAAAC
Molecule: messenger RNA, 680 nt
Organism: Suillus paluster
Lineage: Eukaryota; Fungi; Basidiomycota; Agaricomycetes; Boletales; Suillaceae
Exons: 3
Coding region: 134-466 (110 amino acids)
Source: RefSeq, a predicted model, not a curated record